AUGAGGCUAGUGCUCCUCCCCUUUGAUGUGGAGCAGUGAGAGGAAAUUAGAGAAAGUGGAGCUGCCUGUCAAUCUCUCUGAACCACAUUCACCAGAGCUGGAGACUCUCAGUACUCCCGUCUUGAGCGGGGAAACUAAGGCUGGGAUCUGUCCCAGCCAGGAAGAAGGAAAGAGAGGGGACCGAAUCUGAUUUGUACUGCUGGUACCUGUAGAUAUUCUGCACCAUGGCAGAAGGAACGGAGGGAGAGGAGGAAAUCCAGUUCUUACGAACAGAUGACCAGGUGGUUCUACAGUGCACUGCUACUAUCCUAAAGGAGCAGAUCAAACUCUGUCUGUCCUGUGAGGGUUUUGGGAAUCGCCUGUGUUUUCUGGAAACUACAUCCAAUGCCCAGAAUGUUCCUCCUGAUCUGGCGAUAUGCUGCUUUAUUCUGGAGCAGUCCUUAUCUGUGCGGGCCCUUCAGGAGAUGCUGGCUAACACAACUGAGCUAAAUGAGGCAGUUGAUUUGGAUAAAUGGUCUUCACAAGGAGGAGGCCACCGCACGUUGUUGUAUGGCCACGCCAUCCUGCUCAGACACACUCACUCUGGCAUGUACCUCAGCUGUUUGACGACAUCAAGGUCACUCACAGACAAGCUGGCCUUUGACGUGGGCUUGCGGGAGGAGUCGACAGGUGAGGCAUGUUGGUGGACCAUUCACCCUGCAUCCAAGCAGAGGUCAGAGGGUGAGAAGGUCAGGGUGGGCGACGAUCUCAUCUUGGUUAGCGUGUCUUCUGAAAGAUAUCUGCACCUUUCCUAUGCCAGCGGAGACCUCAUGGUGGAUGCUUCUUUUAUGCAAACUCUUUGGAACAUGAAUCCAGUCUGUUCUGGCUGUGAGCUGGCAGAGGGUAGGCAACUAAUAUUGAUAUGCAUUGUGGAGAUCACCGAUUUCUUUGUAUUUACAACAAAUGUAAUGCAUUAUUUUGUGAUUAUUUUCCUUUGUUCAGGGUAUCUGACUGGAGGGCAUGUUCUGCGUCUUUUCCAUGGGCACAUGGAUGAAUGUUUAACAAUUCCUGCUGCUGACCAGGGAGAUGACCAGAGAGGAAAUGCACACUAUGAAGGUGGAGCUGUGUGCAGCCACGCCAGAUCUCUGUGGAGGCUGGAGCCUCUUCGCAUUGGGUGGAGUGGUAGCCACAUGAAGUGGGGUCAGUCCUUCAGAGUGCGUCACAUCACCACAGGCAGGUAUCUGUGUCUGGAUGAAGAGAAAGGACUCCUGCUUGUGGAUGCGGAAAAAGCGAAUACAAAGAACUCUGCUUUCUGCUUUCGUGCUUCAAAGGAGAAGACGGAGGUGGCUCAGAAACGUGAUGUGGAGGGAAUGGGGAUCCCAGAGAUCAAGUAUGGAGAGUCCAUGUGCUUUGUGCAGCAUGUCUCUACCAGCCUAUGGCUUACAUAUGCCUCAGUGGAUGCCAAAUCUGCUCGGCUAGGGCCACUGAAAAGGAAGGCUAUACUUCAUCUGGAGGGUCACAUGGAUGAUGCAUUGACUGUGGCGCGUUCUCAAACAGCAGAAUCCCAGGCUGCUAGAAUGAUCUAUAGCACAACAGGACUCUUCACUCAGUUCAUUAAGGGUCUGGACUCUCUGAGAGGGAAGAGUAAAUCUCCAGGCCCAUCGUCCCCGUCUCUGCCUCUAGAUGCCGUGGUUCUGUCCUUGCAGGAUCUCAUCUUCUAUUUCCGCCCUCCAGAGGAGGAGCUGGAACAUGAGGAGAAGCAGACCAAACUGCGCUCCUUAAGGAACCGACAGAAUCUAUUCCAAGAGGAGGGCAUGAUCAGUCUCGUAUUGGACUGUGUUGAUCGGCUGAAUGUCUACAACACUUCAGCCCACUUCUCAGAAUUUGCCGGGGAGGAAGCAGCUGAGUACUGGAAAGAGAUAGUCAACUUAUUUUAUGAGCUGUUGGCAUCUCUUAUCAGAGGAAACAGGGCAAACUGUGCUUUGUUUUGUGAUAAUCUUGACUGGUUGGUCAGCAAACUGGACCGUUUGGAGGCAUCCUCAGGCAUUCUGGAGGUGCUGUAUUGUAUCCUUAUUGAAAGCCCUGAGGUGCUUAACAUCAUCCAGGAGAACCACAUCAAAUCUAUCAUUGCACUUUUGGACAAACAUGGACGCAAUCACAAGGUUCUAGAUGUCCUCUGCUCUUUAUGCGUGUGUAAUGGUGUUGCUGUGAGGUCUAAUCAGAAUCUGAUCACUGAGAAUCUGCUUCCAGGACGUGAUCUCCUCCUGCAGACCAACAUCAUCAAUUAUGUCACCAGUAUGAGACCCAACAUUUUUCUGGGCACAUGUGAAGGCUCUACACAAUAUAAGAAGUGGUACUACGAGUUAAUUGUAGACCAUGUGGAGUCAUUCUUGACUGCUCAGGCAUGUCACCUUCGUGUUGGCUGGGCUUUGACCGAGGGUUACAGCCCUUACCCUGGAGGAGGAGAGGGAUGGGGAAGCAAUGGAGUUGGAGAUGAUCUUUACUCAUAUGGCUUUGAUGGGCUACAUCUGUGGACAGGUCGUGUACUACGUCAGGUGUCCUCAUCAAAUCCACACAUUCUCGCGGCUGGAGAUGUGGUGAGCUGCUGUUUGGAUUUGUGCGUCCCCAGCAUCUCCUUCCGGAUCAAUGGACAUCCCGUUCAAGGCAUGUUUGAGAACUUCAACCUGGACGGUCUCUUUUUCCCUGCGGUCAGCUUCUCAGCUGGGAUCAAAGUUCGGUUUCUCCUUGGUGGACGGCAUGGAGACUUUAAAUUCCUUCCUCCUCCUGGUUAUGCCCCAUGCUAUGAGGCAGUUCUGCCCAAAGAUAGACUGCAUAUUGAGCCCAUUAAAGAGUACAAGCAUGACUUUGAUGGGAUCCGGAACCUUUUGGGACCGACCCGGUCUCUUUCUCACACUGCCUUCACUCCCUGCCCGGUGGACACUGUGCAGAUUGUGCUUCCUCCUCAUCUAGAGCGGAUUAGAGAGAAACUGGCUGAGAACAGCCAUGAACUGUGGGCCAUCACUCGAAUUGAGCAGGGCUGGACCUAUGGACUGUUUCGUGAUGACAACAAAAAGCUGCAUCCUUGUCUAGUGGAUUUCCAGAGCCUCCCAGACCCUGAGAAGAACUACAAUUUGGCAAUGUCCGGAGAGACACUGAAGACUCUUCUGGCUUUAGGAUGUCACGUUGGAAUGGGUGACGAAAAAGCAGAGGAGAACUUGAAGAAAAUCAAACUUCCUAAAACAUAUAUGCAAAGUAAUGGAUACAAACCUGCUCCUCUGGACCUCAACCAUGUGAAACUGACACCGAAUCAGAACACACUUGUGGAAAGACUGGCUGAAAAUGGACACAAUGUCUGGGCUCGAGACCGUGUUCGUCAAGGCUGGACUUACAGCAUUAUUCAGGAUAUUGUGAACAAGCGCAACCCCCGUCUUGUGCCGUACAAUCUACUGGAUGAAAAGACGAAAAAGACUAAUCGUGACAGUGUAUGCGCUGCUGUACGGACUCUGAUUGGCUAUGGCUACAAUAUUGAGCCACCUGAUCAGGAGAGCAGUGGCCAUGGGGCUGGCAGUGGCCGGAGUGAUAAGAUCCGUGUGUUCAGGGCAGAGAAGUCCUACGCUGUAACCCAGGGAAAAUGGUACUUUGAGUUUGAGGCGGUAACAGUGGGAGAGAUGAGAGUUGGGUGGGCAAGACCAAGCGUCCAUGCAGACAGAGAGUUGGGAUCAGAUGACCUGGCCUAUGUCUUCAAUGGGUUCAAGGCUCAGCGUUGGCACAUAGGGAAUGAGCCGUUUGGCCGGCAAUGGCAGUCUGGUGACGUGGUGGGCUGCAUGAUUGACCUGACGGAGCAGAACAUCAUGUUUACUCUGAAUGGAGAAAUGCUUAUCAGUGACUCUGGAUCUGAGAUGGCCUUCAAAGACAUUGAGAUCGGAGAAGGCUUCAUCCCUGUGUGCAGUCUGGGACUGUCUCAGGUUGGCCGUAUCAACCUUGGGCAGAAUGUGAGCAGCCUGCGUUACUUCACAAUCUGUGGCCUGCAGGAAGGUUUUGAGCCUUUUGCCAUCAACAUGAAGAGAGAUAUUACCAUGUGGUUCAGCAAGAGCUUGCCCCAGUUUGUGCCUGUGCCAACUGACCACCCUCAUAUUGAGGUGUCCCGUGUGGAUGGAACAGUGGAUAGCGCCCCUUGUCUGAAACUGAACCAUAGGACAUUUGGGUCUCAGAAUGCCAACACAGACCUUCUGUUCUUUAGACUCAGCAUGCCAAUCGAAUUCCAUGAAACCUUUAAAGUGCCAGUGGGAGCUUCACCCCUCACCCGAACCCUCACUAUCCCUGAGGAUGAGGCCCUUGAGGUGGACCCUGAAUCUGAAUUUGAGCUCCUGAAGAAGUCAGCCACUCGUAAGGAGCAAGAUGAGAAAGAAAAAGAGCCAUCUGUCCCUAAAGAGCUUCCUGGCAACAAAGAAGGCGAGAAUGAGAAAGACACCACCACAGAGAAGAGCAAAAAGAAAGGGUUUUUUUCCAAGGCGAAGAAGGCAGCGUUUAUUGCCCCACCACCAGUGGUUCCAACAGUGCCUCGUCUGAUGGAGGACGUUGUCCCAGAUGAUCGAGACGAUGCUGAUAUUAUCUCUAACACAACGACUUAUUAUUAUUCAGUCCGGGUGUUUGCCGGACAGGAGCCCAGUGGAGUAUGGGUAGGGUGGGUCACUCCUGACUACCACCAGUAUGACCCACAUUUUGAUCUGGGUAAAGUCAGAAACGUAACUGUUACGGUUGGGGACGAUAAAGGCAACAUUCAUGACAGUGUAAAACGCAGCAAUUGCUACAUGGUUUGGGGAGGAGAGUUUAGCAGCUCACAGCAAACACGCAUCAGCCAGGAGGAUUUUGUGAUUGGCUGCUUGGUGGACCUGGACACAGGACUGAUGACCUUUACAGCCAAUGGGAAAGAGAUCAAUGCCUUCUACCAGGUGGAACCCAAUACUAAGCUCUUCCCUGCUGUCUUUUGUUUGCCAUCUAGCCAUAACAUGUUACAGGUGGAACUCGGCAAACUAAAGAACAUUAUGCCCAUCUCUGCAGCCAUGUUCCGUAGCGACCAUAAGAACCCGGUCCCUCAGUGUCCUCCCAGGUUGGAUGUCCAGAUGUUGACACCUGUCAUAUGGAGCCGGAUGCCCAAUCACUUUUUGGCUCCUGAAACUGGCCGUGUGAGUGAGAGGCAGGGCUGGAAAGUGCAAUGCAUGGAACCUCUUAUUAUGAUGGCGCUGCACAUUCCAGAAGAAAACAGGUGCAUUGACAUCCUGGAACUGUCGGAGUGCACCGACCUAAUGAAGUUCCAUUACCACACACUGAAACUGUACGGCUCGGUGUGCGCUCUGGGCAACAACCGUGUCGCUCACGCCCUCUGCAGCCACGUUGACGAAUCACAGCUCUUUUACGCCAUUGAAAACACCUUCCUUCCCGGCCCCAUCCGCAGCGGCUACUACGACUUGCUCAUCUCCAUGCACCUCGAGUCUGCCAAGCGCAACCGUCUCAUGACUAAUAAAGAGUUCAUUGUGCCCAUGACUGAUGACACACGUAGCAUCACCCUUUAUUCAGAUGCUGAGAAGGCCCAUGCGCUUCCUGGUGUUGGGCUCACCACCUGUCUACGCCCCAAACUACACUUUGCCCCAACUGGAUUUGUGGGUACUAAUGCAGACCUUUACACCCUCAGUCCCAUUUUACCACUGCAGAUGCUUAAAGACCAUGCUCUCAGCAUGCUUACAGAAGCUGUGCAGGACGGUGGUCAGGCCAUGCGAGAUCCCGUAGGUGGCAGCGUUGAGUUCCACUUUGUGCCCAUUCUGAAGCUCAUCAGCACCUUGCUAAUAAUGGGCGUGUUUGAUGACAGCGACGUCAAGCACAUCCUGAAGCUAAUCGAACCAUCCGUCUUCAGUGAUGGUGAGAACCCAGCUGAAGAACUGGAGGCUGCCAAAACUGGAGAUGCCGAGCAACAGCUGGUCUGCAACGAGGAAGGAAUGGAGGUAAAAGAGGAAGAGGAGGAAGUAGAGGGUGAAAAUGAGAGAGAGCUGCUGGAUGAAGGAAUGGGAGAGGAAGAGGAAGAAGAGCUUGAAGAAGAGGAGGAGGAUGAGCUCGAACCUGAGGAGGAGGAAUAUGAAAAGCAUGCUGGAAAAGAAGGGAAGGAGGAUGAACAUGCUGCAGAAAAAAUGGAUAGAGAGAAAACAACAGAUGAAGAAGUUGAGAAAGAAAUUGGUGCAGCAGAGGCAGAAGCAAAGGAUGUGGAGGAUGUGGGAGAGGGACUGCUGCACAUGAAGCUUCCUGAGUCUGUUAAACUUCAGAUGUGUACGCUCCUGCAAUAUUUCUGCGACUGUGAGCUACGUCACAGAGUGGAAGCCAUCAUUGCUUUCUCAGACAGGUUUGUCAACCAGGUGCAGACCAAUCAGAGACAGCGAUAUAACGAGCUCAUGCAGGCCUUCACGAUGAGUGCCGCAGAAACCGCCCGCAAAACCCGUGAAUUCCGCUCCCCUCCACAGGAACAGGUGAACAUGUUGAUGAGCUUUAAGAACUCUCCAGAGGAGGAAGUUUGCCCCGUUCCUGAGGAAGUCCGGAAUGACCUGCUGACAUUUCACCAAGACCUUUUGGCUCACUGUGGGGUUCAUAUUGAAGAGGAAGAGCAGGAAGAGGAGUUGGACUCCUCUCUGCGUGGGCGCCUCCUGAGACUAGUGGAGAAAGUUAAGAGCUUACGAAAGAAGCCAGAGGCUGAGCCUGAACCUGAAGAAGAUAAAAAACCCAGUACUCUGCAGGAGCUGAUUUCCCACACCAUGAUCCACUGGGCUCAGGAGUCUUUCAUUCAGAACCCUGAACUGGUGCGGCUCAUGUUCAGUCUGCUACACCGACAGUACGACGCCCUGGGUGAGCUGAUCCGAGCAUUGCCCAAAGCCUACACUAUCAAUGCAGUGUCUGUGCAAGACACAAUGGAGCUACUGGAGUGUCUGGGACAGAUCCGCUCCCUGCUCAUCGUACAGAUGGGGCCUGAAGAGGAGAGGCUGAUGAUCCAAAGUAUUGGAAAUAUUAUGAGCAACAGGGUAUUCUACCAGCACCCCAACCUGAUGAGAGCUCUGGGGAUGCAUGAGACGGUCAUGGAGGUUAUGGUGAACGUACUCGGAGGUGGAGAUUCCAAGGAGAUCAGAUUCCCUCGAAUGGUGACCAACUGCUGUCGUUUCCUGUGUUAUUUCUGCCGUAUCAGCAGACAAAAUCAGCGUUCAAUGUUUGAUCACCUUGGCUACCUCCUGCAGAACAGUGGCAUUGGACUGGGAAUGCGUGGCUCCACUCCUCUUGAUGUUGCUGCUGCAUCCUGUAUCGAUAAUAACGAACUUGCCCUGGCCCUCCAAGAACAAGACCUGGAGAUGGUGGUGAAGUACUUGGCAGGUUGUGGUCUGCAGAGCUGCCCCAUGCUCUUAUCAAAAGGUUACCCAGAUAUUGGGUGGAAUCCCUGCGGAGGCGAGAAGUAUCUGGAUUUCCUCCGCUUUGCUGUAUUUGUUAAUGGAGAGAGCGUGGAGGAGAACGCUAACGUGGUGGUCCGACUGCUAAUCAGGAGGCCUGAGUGUUUUGGUCCCGCGCUGAGAGGAGAAGGGGGCAACGGUCUGCUUGCUGCCAUUGAAGAGGCCAUUAAGAUCUCAGAAGAUCCUGCAAGAGAUGGACCCACUGUUAAAAAAGACAGACGCUUCCCCAUGUUUGGAGGUGAAGAGCAGCAUGAGGAGAACAGAGUGCAUCUGGGAAAUGCCAUCAUGUCCUUUUACUCAGCUCUCAUUGAUUUGCUGGGUCGCUGUGCACCUGAGAUGCAUUUGAUCCAAGCUGGUAAAGGCGAGGCUUUGAGAAUCAGGGCCAUUCUUAGGUCUCUGGUGCCUAUUGAGGAUCUGGUUGGUGUGAUCAGCUUGCCAUUCCAGAUACCUGCUAUUGGAAAAGAUAACAGCAUUAUUGAGCCAAAGAUGUCUGCCAGUUUUGUGCCUGAUCAUAAAGCACCAAUGGUUCUGUUCCUGGACAGAGUUUAUGGCAUCGACAACCAGGACUUCCUGUUGCAUGUACUGGAAGUGGGCUUCCUGCCUGACAUGAGAGCAGCAGCUUCCUUAGACACAGCUGCUUUCAGCACUACAGAAAUGGCCCUGGCGCUGAACCGUUACCUGUGCUCCGCUGUGCUUCCUCUUAUCACUAAAUGUGCUCCUUUAUUUGCCGGCACGGACCACCGUGCCAUCAUGAUCGACUCCAUGCUCCACACCAUCUACAGGCUGUCCCGAGGACGCUCUCUAACCAAAGCUCAGAGGGAUGUUAUUGAGGAAUGCCUCAUGUCUUUGUGCAGGUACCUGCGUCCAUCCAUGCUCCAGCACCUCCUCAGGCGGCUGGUGUUUGAUGUGCCGAUUCUGAACGAGUAUGCUAAAAUGCCCCUUAAGCUGCUUACUAAUCAUUACGAGCGUUGUUGGAAGUACUAUUGUUUGCCCAAUGGCUGGGCUAACUUUGGCGUAUCAUCAGAGGAGGAGCUUCAUCUGACCCGUAAACUCUUCUGGGGAAUUUUUGAAUCUCUAGCCCACAAGAAAUUUGAUGCAGAGCUAUUUAAAAUUGCCAUGCCAUGUAUAUGUGCGAUUGCUGGAGCGAUUCCUCCUGAUUAUGUGGAUGCCAGUUACUCCUCCAAAACAGAGAAAAAGGCCUCCGUCGAUGCUGAGGGCAACUUUGAUCCCAAACCUGUGGAUACGACCAACACUAUCAUUCCAGAGAAGCUGGAUGGUUUCAUCAACAGAUAUGCAGAAUACACACAUGAUAAAUGGGCAUUUGAAAAGAUUCAAAACAACUGGACUUUUGGUGAGGUGAUGGAUGAAAAUGCCAAGACUCAUCCCAUGCUCAGGCCUUACAAAACGUUCUCUGAAAAGGAUAAAGAAAUCUACCGCUGGCCCAUUAAAGAGUCCAUCAAGGCCAUGAUUGCAUGGGAGUGGACGCUGGACAAAGCCAGAGAUGGAGAUGACGAGAAAACAGAAAAGAAGACAGCUCGCAAGAUCUCACAGACUGCACAGGCGACUUAUGACCCCAGUCAUGGCUACAGCCCUCAGCCCAUUGAUAUCUCAGGCAUGACACUUUCCAGAGAGCUACAGUCCAUGGCAGAGCAGCUUGCAGAAAACUACCACAACACCUGGGGGCGCAAAAAGAAAAUGGAAUUACAAACAAAAGGGGGCGGCACACACCCUUUGCUUGUGCCUUAUGACACACUGACGGCUAAAGAAAAGGCUCGAGAUAGAGAGAAGGCAUAUGAGCUGCUCAGGUUUCUCCAGCUGAAUGGAUAUGCUGUGACAAGAGGGCUCAAAGAUAUGGAAAGUGACAUUUCCUCUAUUGAGAAGCGUUUUGCAUAUGGCUUCCUACAGAAGCUGCUAAAGUGGAUGGAUAUUGCCCAGGAAUUCAUAGCCCAUCUUGAGGCUGUUGUGAGCAGCGGCCGUGUGGAAAAGUCGCCACAUGAACAAGAGAUAAAGUUCUUUGCCAAGAUUCUUUUGCCUUUAAUAAAUCAAUAUUUUAAAAAUCACUGCCUCUACUUCCUUUCCACACCUGCCAAAAUCCUGGGCAGUGGCGGACAUGCCUCCAACAAGGAAAAAGAGAUGAUUGCAAGCAUCUUCUGUAAGAUGUCUGCCCUGGUGCGACACAGAGUGUUUCUCUUUGGUACGGAUGCACCUGCUAUUGUCAACUGCCUUCAUAUCCUUGCACGGUCACUUGAUGCCAGAACUGUAAUGAAAUCUGGACCUGAGAUCGUGAAAGCAGGACUGCGUUUGUUCUUUGAGAGUGCAGCUGAUGACAUUGAAAAGAUGGUGGAGAACCUCAAACUCGGCAAAUUGUCCAAAGGCAAUCAGCCGGUUAAAGGUGUAUCCCAGAAUAUUAACUACACCACAACAGCUCUGCUCCCUGUCCUCACUUCACUGUUUGACCACAUCGCUCAACACCAAUUUGGAGAUGAUGUUAUCUUGGACGAUUUGCAGAUGUCCUGUUACCGAAUCAUGUGUAGUAUCUACUCUUCUGGAACUGUAAAAACACCUCAUGCAGAGAGGCAUAGACCAGCCCUUGGAGAAUGUCUUGCUCAUCUCGCUGCAGCCAUGCCUGUGGCCUACCUGGAGCCCCAUCUUAAUGAAUACAAUGCGUUUUCAGUGUACACUACCAAGACACCCAGAGAAAGAGCAAUUCUGGGCCUUCCGAACCACGUCCAUGAGCUGUGUGACAUUCCUGAGCUAGACAUAUUAUUGAAAGAGAUUGGGGACCUGGCUGAAUCGGGGGCUCGCUACACUGAAAUGCCUCAUGUGAUCGAGGUCACCCUACCCAUGCUGUGUAACUAUCUGCCCCGCUGGUGGGAGAGAGGACUGGAGAUCUUUCCUGAAUUGGAGGGUAAGUUGUGUACGGACGUCACCUCCGAUCAACUCAACCAGCUCCUGGGAAGUAUCAUGAAAAUUGUGGUCAACAACUUGGGAAUCGACGAAGCUUCCUGGAUGAAGAGACUUGCAGUGUUCUCCCAGCCUAUUGUGAGCCGAGCCAAAGCAGAGAUGCUCAAAUCCCAUUUCAUUCCCACCAUGGAGAAGCUGAAGAAGCGUACAGCUAAAGUAGUGGCUGAGGAGGAGCACCUGCGUAUGGAGGGGAAGUCUGAGGGGGAUGAGGAGGAAGGAACUAUUAGAGAUGAAUUUGCAGUUCUCUGUAGAGACCUAUAUGCGCUGUACCCUCUUCUCAUCCGCUAUGUGGAUAACAACAGAGCAAGAUGGCUGAUGUGCCGGGACCCAGAUGCUGAGGAGCUGUUCCGCAUGGUGGGAGAGGUCUUCAUCUUCUGGUCCAAAUCUCAUAAUUUCAAGCGAGAGGAGCAAAACUUUGUGGUGAUGAAUGAAAUUAACAAUAUGUCCUUUCUCACUGCUGACAGUAAGAGCAAGAUGAGCAAGACCGGGGACUCUAAGGUUAGCUUCUCUGACUGCACGACUGCUGUGCUACCGCAUGGCACCUCACAUCUGGGGGGGCAUUUCAUCAACCCCCCAACACACUGGCACUCUACACACACAUAACAGUGACUUCUCAACUGUUUGACCAGACUAGUAUCUCACACUCUCCAUUACGUUACAUUUGUGGAUAGAUUUUAUGCUAGAUAGCAUAAUAGUAGUACUCCCAAUGGAUCGGAUUUCUAAGAGAUACAGAAUUGAAAAUGUGAAUUUGAGAGAAUAUAAUAAAAGAAUUAUGGGUAACAUGGCUACUAUAAUGCAGAUGAAAAGAUAGACCCUCUCAGUUUCAAGAAAAAUCCCAUCCCCACGGACACAAGGGCCACAGGGCGCCUGUCGUCCUGCCAGUGUGUGAGGGGGGGAGUCUGAAUGGAGGCGUUUGAUGAAAGAACUCUUUGUAGAGGCUCAUGGCACUUGAUUCCAUGUCUGUCGCAGAGUGUCCGAGCCCCUGGAGGCCUGUGCCAUCACCCUGUACAGCAGUUUGCAUCUGUUGGACUGUAGUUCGGAUGGGGAUCUUCAUACAUCUCUUAUCUUCCUUUUCUUUUUGUAUAAUGGCUGCAGGUUGGGGUCAAUAUUUAAUCUGUUCAGGAAGUCAACUGAGACUCAGUUGCAGAAAUGCACACAUCAAAUGAUUCAAACUGUAUUUCAGUUAAUUUCCUAAAUUGGAUUCAUGUGAAGGAAUUUGACCUCAAUUAAUGUAUAUUUCGUCAUACAUCUUCCUUGACCACGGGGGAGGCAUUUAGAGUCCAUCCUCUAAUGUGUGACUACUUUAUCCCCACUUAACUGGACUUGUUGCCGUACUAAUAUCCAAUGGCUCACAUCUCCAUAUUGUUCCAUUUUUGUCUCCCCAUCCACCCCUUUUAACCCAUGACCCCUGAUGCAAUCAAAAGAAAAUGAUUGAGGUGGGAUUGUGGAAAAAGGGAUUAAAUUUGCAUACUUUAGAACUGAUGUAACCUCUAAAACUUGGCUUUAAUUGUUCAGUUGCAUUCACAUAGUGGUCUACAGCUGAAACCUCCCUGUUUUCAUCCAAAAUAUCUUAAAAUGUGUUCCGAAGACGAACAAAGCUUUUACGGGUUUGGAACGAUAUGGGGGUAAGUGAUUAAUGACAAAAUUUUCAUUUUGGGGUGGCGUAUCCCUUGAAGACCCAGGCCCAGACAAAGAUAUGUUAGUCCAAGUUAUGAGACCUAGGUCUCAUCCAUUUCUAGCUUUUUUUAGCUGUAAAAAAAACAGCUUGUUUUGCUGCUUGAUAUUGCAAACUGGUGUUUCUUACCAUAUUUUUUCAAUAUUGUCUUAAUUAUGAACACUGGUUUGUAGUGUAAACAGUUUUACCCUUUACUGCGCUUUGUUAUUCUUCUCGUUAUUUCCCUCGUUAUUUCUCGUUAUCUCUCAGGCAUCAUUGGAUUGGAUUUUUUUUAACAAUUAAAACAACAACAACAACAACAGAUUUCACAUCAUAAACCUAAGCAUUUAAAUAUAAUCUUAGGAAAACAUAUUAUUAGGACAUAUCCAGUGAUAGCUGGAAUCUAUCAGAAUUUCAUCUGACGUCUUGACCAUAAAAAUGCCAUUCCUUAUAAGUAUAAAGACCAUCUAAUUUUUUGCUCAGUCUGGGCCACUGAAUAAAAGUGAGGUAUUUUUUCCUCUUUUAGUUUGAGCUCUGUAUGCUGUUUCGUACUGUUUGAACCAUAAAAGCCUGUGUGCUGUUCCAUAAACGUUCUGCGUUUAGUCUAAUAAAAGUUCCAGUUAAGUGCCCCUUCUGUUCAAAGUUAAGUAGUGCAUAUAAUGUUGUUGGGUCCUUAUAUGAUGACAUCACAAGUGUGAGCCAGGGUUUCAGCAGUAGCAGGGAAGAGCAUGUGGUUGUGACUGUUAUUGUUCCUCGUUUUAAGUUUAUCUGAAGUCACAUUUCUUUUUACGUCAUUCCAUGUUCAACAGUAAAGCUAAGAAAUGAUUCCUCGACUCUGUUGUCUUUGGGAGGCAUUAUCUGACUGCCGAAUAAAGCAAGGUGUUUGAUACAAAGGGCAGAACAUAAAUAAAUGCACAAACAAACACAUAUGCAAACACAUUUUUUUAAAAAUAUUUGUCUGUUAUAUUUGGGUCUCAUUAAUGAAGCAUAUGCAAAACAAUUUUUGUCUAAAACCAUUCUUACUUAAUUAUUGCAUUCAAAUCAGUUACAUAAAAUGUAUUUUGCUCAUGUUUCCUAAAUGAGGCCCAGUUUCUAAAACUGGGAGUGUGUUGGUUUGGAGGGGCAAAACUGGUGCAAACAGGACGUGUGUGAUCAAGAUUACUGAAAUGGUUUCCUUUGUCUCUAUGGGUUGGGUUUCUUCAAGGUUGGCAACCCAAAAUGAGUCAAAAGCAAUCGUUUCCCCUUAGUUUUAUAAUUAACUCCACUGAAUGUGUUUGUUAUUGUUACUGAGUGUGGGAUUGCAGUUCCUCCUCCACCCACUGAGGCUGAGCAUGUUAUGACUGUGCAUGUCCUUGCAGACCUUUCAGUGCAUGGAGUGUAUUAAACUGUACUGACACAUUACAGCACCGGCCAACUGUAGAGCCUGCUUCUAUUAUGUGUCUGAGCUAAGAUGAUGUUGCAGUUGAAUGAUUUUUGCCCCUUUUGUUGCUGUCAACUCUCUGUUAAGUUACAGUAGUAUUGAGAUUUCAGCUUCAGACCUACUACAACUUGUCUUCCCCACUAAGCCCCACUGUUGUUGUCUAUUUCGAUAAAAAGCAACCCUAAACAUUUACCCUUCCUUCCCUCUUAAUGACCCUAUUAAUCAGAAUGACUUAUUUCUAAGGACUGUUCUCUAAAGAAGUCCUAACUUAAAAAUAAAAUCUAAUGACUGAAGUAAUGCCUUCAAGUAAAGGUGGAUUGGUCUGUUUAGGUGUCUAGGUCCUGGUGAGGGAACAGGAAGCUUUGGAUUUUGCUCAAUAAAAUAAUAGUACACUCUUGAGGUGGAUGUCCAUUUUGUGGUCAACAGACUCUGUUAGCACAUCAUUCAAUAUGAAAAUCGCCUCACAAGAUGCUAAGGUUUCAUUGAAAGUUAUUUCAUGAUGUCUGUGUCAGCUGUAAUGCUUUGAAUG
Messenger RNA from Cyprinus carpio (common carp), 14024 nucleotides. RefSeq names its product ryanodine receptor 1-like. NCBI's taxonomy places the organism in Eukaryota, Metazoa, Chordata, Actinopteri, Cypriniformes, Cyprinidae. Gene Ontology annotation, cellular component: smooth endoplasmic reticulum; sarcoplasmic reticulum membrane; Z disc. The record is from RefSeq and is a predicted model, not a curated record. The coding region runs from base 225 to 11024 and encodes 3599 amino acids. The transcript has 72 exons. Gene Ontology annotation, biological process: calcium ion transmembrane transport. Gene Ontology annotation, molecular function: protein binding; ryanodine-sensitive calcium-release channel activity.